Messenger RNA from Cavia porcellus (domestic guinea pig), 6645 nucleotides. RefSeq names its product prolyl-tRNA synthetase 2, mitochondrial (gene Pars2). NCBI's taxonomy places the organism in Eukaryota, Metazoa, Chordata, Mammalia, Rodentia, Caviidae. Gene Ontology annotation, molecular function: proline-tRNA ligase activity; ATP binding. The transcript has 2 exons. Gene Ontology annotation, biological process: prolyl-tRNA aminoacylation. Gene Ontology annotation, cellular component: mitochondrion; cytoplasm. Bases 4346 to 5821 code for a protein of 491 amino acids. The record is from RefSeq and is a predicted model, not a curated record.
ACUUUAAUGAAUAACUCAGGAUUGACGGCAGUCUGAAGCACUGGCCCACAUUAGUAAUUAUAUUUGAGGUAUUUUCUCUACAACCUUGAAAAAUAAUAUAAUGGACUUGUCACUUAACGAACUCAAUUUGUUCUCAAGGGCUGGUUGUAACGCAGAUUGGUUGUUAAGUCAAGACUUUUUCUCAUAAGAAAUAAUGGGAAUAUCCGUAAUGUGUUCUGAAUAUUCCAAAGCAUCCCUUACGCUUUUCGUAAUGAAAAAGGUUGUAUAUGUGCACAGUUUCAGAAACACCAAUAAUUUUCCUAGUGUAUUUACCAAAAUAUUUCAAAAUGUGCCUCCUUUACCAGAAACAACAAUUUCAUACUUUUCUCACCGCGUAAGUUGACAUCUCCUGCUCGCAGGAAGGGACGAUAAAAUGGAAGGUGGUUAUUGUUUGGAAAGAGUCCUCGUCUAGAAGAUCAGGAAUCUGGCUCUCUGGUGUCCUUUCUUUCCUUGGGAGAGUAUGAAGCCCUGGCUUACUGUGUCUCAACUUUUUCAGAACUAAAAAGUGGUCUAAGGUUGUCUGUUUCUGUCUUUUCUUUAACUCUGUUCUGUAAUAUGACAUGAAAUGUUAUUAAGCAAGUGAAUGCAACACUUAGCUUUUUGUCUGUCUGGCUUGGUCUUCUCUACAAAUGUAGCUCUUGUCCAUUUUUUAGGAUUUCCUUUAUUUCAGAAGAUUUUUCUGCAUUGACUGUUGAUGGUACUUGUCCUCUUCGGAAAGCUCCUCAGCUGCCAUUCUCUGAUCCUCAGCCAGAAGUUACUGAAGUUCCUUUGUAGACAUUUCCUCUGAGUGUUCCUCCACCAGUUCUUGAAUAUCACUGUUGUCUACCUACAGUCCUGUGGACUCUGUAGUGACAGUGUCAUCAACCACAAGGUCAAAUGAAGUCUCACAUACUUCAUUUCUAAUGUGUAGAAUACCUCUACACAGUAUUCAAAGUCUCUCUCCUUUAUCACUUUGGGCCACACUUUCAUUCAGACAGAUCUCAGCAUCCUUAAAGAAAUCGGCCCAUGAUUUCUCAGUUAACCUCCAUAGGAAAGGGUGUUGUAAUAUUCCUUCCAGAACUCUUUAAGGCUUAAAUCUGUAUCUGAGAGUGUUUGGAAACGUUUCAGGAACAGUUCCUUGGGGAAUAGCUUCCUAAAGUUAGCUAUACCCGUAGGUCCAUAGGCUGCAGUAGAGGAGUUAUAUUAAGUGAGAGGAAAUCGACUGAGAGCCAUGGGAAUUCUUUAGUUAGUUAUUGCAAAUCUCAUGGAUUAGCAGGAGCAUUGUCCAUGAUGAGCGCCUUGGCCCUCUAGGUAUUUCUUAAUAGUAAGAUACAAAGUCUCCCUGAUCUUCUCACGGAAAAGUAUUCUUGUUACUCGGCUUUUGCCUUUUUGGAUCUCCACAUGACCCCUAACUUGUUCUUCAUCACUUUGUGUUUUCUGGGGUUCUCAGAGUGAUAAACCAAGAGAGGUUUUAUCACCACUCACAUUGGCAUACGGCCAUAAAAUUAGCCCACCCUUCAUAGGGGUGUGGCCUUGGAUUUUCUUCGCUUUCUGAGUAAUGUAUGUUCUCCUGGCCAUUUUCCAGAAAAGGCCAGUUUCAUCAGAGUAAAAACUUGAUGAGAACACAAGCCAUUUCUCUGUGUCAUCAUUUCAAAAUGUUGUAUGUCAUUUUUAGCACCGGCUGCUUCAGGGUGCCUAGUUACACUGCGAACCCCAGUUCUCACUAAAAAUUGUGAAACCACCUCUUACUGGCAUGAAAUAUUUCAUCUAUAUCACUCACUGACGCAUCUUACGAGGGCUGCAUUGCUCCAUCUGCCUUUUGUUUAGCUGUCCUUCCUACCUUGUCUCACACCGCUGAUUGUGACUUACUAAUCAGAGUAACACCUUUGGCAACACUAGCUUCCUUAUACAAGCCUGAAAAGAGAAAUCUGUCAGAUUGUCAAGAUGGUGGAUUUUGAUGUGCUAAUAUGUAUCAGUCACAUGAACAACACUUUCAUAUUUCUCCAGUUUCCUUCUUUUUAGUUGUGAUUGUUUUCCCUCCCUCCCUUCCUUCCUUUCUUCCUUCCUUCCUUAACUUCUUUUCUAGCUUUUUUGGGGCCAUUUACUUUGAGUAUUUGACAGGUUUAGAGAUUGGUCCGAACUCACAUGGGAAAAACUUUACUUUGGGGCCAUUUUGAUACCAGUAAUCGUAGCAAUUAUGUAAAGCACUGACCAAGAUCACAUCCACAAGUACACACAUCUGGGCUCAGACUGAUGCUUACACAUGCUUUUCUGGCAUCGUGAGUCUUUGUUUAAAACCACACAAGCAACCGGCAUUUGGGUCGUAACUCAAGUUUCUGGUCAUAAAAAACCAAAACCUAAAAUUCUGGUUGUAACCCAAGUUGUCUGUGUGUGAGUACCAGUCUUAAAGAGAGUCCACCGUACUAAUUACUGGGUGUGGUGGCAAAUGCCUGUAAUCAGAGCAAUGAAGAGACUGAGAUAGGAGAAUCACUGAGUUUAGGCCAGCCUGAAUUACAUAGUGAGACCCUGUCUCAAAAGACCAAAAAUAGUAAUAAUUAUUCUGUUUAAGCAGAGGAGUUUGAACUGAGCGUGUGUGUAUUUGGGGGUGGGAUGGGGUAGGGAGCUUAAAAUUAUUACCCAAAUAUCAUUGUGCCCCUUUCCUCUUUAAUAAUAUUUUUGACCAAGAAAUAGGAAUAACCUAAAUAGUAGGUAUUGUGCUAGAAAAUCCUGAAAUCUUAACAGUAUAGGAAGCUUGAUGAGCUCAUAGUUCAGAGCAUGAAACAGCAUAUAAUCCCAGUGCCUGACAGUAGUGUCUCAGUUUGGGAAUUGAGGAUCACAAGUUCAAGGCCAGCCUGGACUACACAGAGAGAGCUUGUCUGAAAAAAGCAGUUUUUUGGCAAUGAUCCCAGGGUCUGCUCUAAGGGGGUAUGCAGAGGGAGCACAGAGAAGGAGGUAAUGUCUUGUUUGGAAGGAGGUAGAGAAGUUUCUAGGAAUAAGUGGACCUUGGAGGAUGAUGAGUCAGAGUCACUGGGUAUUGUGGAGGUUCUGGGAAUGAUGAGCAGUUGGGAAAAUUCUAGGAAAACGGUAGAAUAAAAAGCUAAAGACAUCUUGGUCAUAAAAUAUAAAGAGCUUUUGUGCCAUUUGGAGCAAACUAUAACCGGGAGCUGUUAAUGGAUCGUAAACAGUGAUUGAUCAGCUUUAGCUGUUGCAGAUGACUAGAUGGACAGGGAGAGUCAUUUAGUUACUUCAUUGAUAGAACAUUUAUUUUGUGUCUGCCAUGGCCAGGCCUGGACAUUGCCUGGCAGAGGUCACACUCUGAAAGCCUAGGACCACAGCGAGGUCCCUGCACUGGUUCUUUGAGCAGCGCAGUGGUGGCUCUGGGAACUGGUUAGAGUACCUGCCGCCAGCCUACUGCAGCCCUGCUGAGGCAGUACCGGGGGCAGGCCCAGCAGUAGUGUUUAACAAGCCCUCAGCAAUUCCAGUGGUUGGUGUCAGGAUUGCUGGGCAGCUAAGGAAGAAGGAAUGUUGCUGGCUUAACCUAAGGAUGCCGCAGCAAGGUCACAGAGAAGCCAUGGAGUUGAGAGAAAUCCUGGGGUCCCACCCAUAUGCCUUAGGAGGGAAGGCUUUCUGGUUUGGGCCACUGGUAAGAGAUGGAGCCACUGUGAUUCCACAUGUGCCUUUCUUUCUGCUCUGCCCUUUUCCACGAACCGCACUCUGUCACAUACCUCCCAGCCUUUUCUCAUUCGCAUAGCACACAGUGGCAGGGGGAAAGGGGCUGCUUGAGGUGGAAAGGGAGCAGCUGGUGGGACUGAAGCUGUUGGUGUUUCAAGCUUCUAAGCUGAGCCGCAGUCGCAACCCCAGCACUCUGCUGGGGAGUUUGGCUUCUUGGACGGUGCUGAGAAAUGGAGGUACUCACUAACUUUGGUAAUAUAAGGCAGCCCUAGAAGAAUUUAUACCCUUGACUCAUUCAUUCCUUUCUUGAAAUAUCUCCCAAAUAUAUAACAAAAGAGAAGAAAGCCAUUGUAUCUUAUGUGUAAUAGAGGAAGCCACCCACUCUGGGUGGUAGGUGAAUCAUUUUUGUGUGUGGAAGUUCGCACUGGCAUUGGAAGCUUGUGAAUGUAAAACCACAAAGAGACAUUCAUUGGACAGCAUCUAGUGAGUGUCAGCUGAGGAUGCCAUGGUGAGCAGCAGGGGGGGCCCUGCCCUGGUGAGCCUCUAGAGGGCAUCAAGCAGCCAGGUGACCUGCUGCUUCAGUCAGUGACUGGUGUUUGACAGAGGCCAGUGGACUGUGCAAGGGCCAGGCAUCUGAUGUCUAGGGAGUGAGACCAUGGCAGUCAUGAGAUCUAAAGGGUGCUGUGAUCCACCUCUGGCUGCCAUGAAAGGGUUGCUGGUGAGAUGCAGAGCAUGGCCCAGGCUGGCCACCCGCACCCCCCAGCUCUGCAGGCCCUUUCUCUAUAGAUGUCAGCACUGUGCCCCAGGGAGAGGGCAGCGCCUGGUACUGUCCGGCAUGUUCCAGCCACAGAACCUGCGGGAAGACCAGGUGCUGUCCCUGGAGGACAGGCCCAGUAAUCUGACCUGUAAGAGCCAGCGGCUGAUGCUGCAGGGCGGCCUGAUCCUCCCAGCAAGCCCCGGCUGUUACCACCUCCUCCCCUACACUGUCCGUGCCAUGGAGAAGCUGGUGCGGGUGAUAGACCAGGAGAUGCAGGCCAUUGGGGGCCAGAAAAUCGACAUGCCCAGCCUCUGCCCAGCGGAGCUCUGGCGAGCCACUAGCCGCUGGCAAUUGAUGGCCAAGGAGCUGCUGAGGCUUAGGGACAGGCAUGGCAAGGAAUAUUGCUUAGGACCAACUCACGAGGAAGCCGUUACAGCCCUGGUUGCCUCCCAGAAGAACCUGUCUUAUAAGCAGCUUCCAUUCCUGCUGUACCAGGUGACAAGGAAGUUUCGGGAUGAGCCCAGGCCCCGCUUUGGUCUUCUCCGGGGCCGAGAGUUUUACAUGAAGGAUAUGUACACUUUUGACUCCUCCCCAGAGGCUGCUCGGCAGACCUACAGCCUGGUGUGCGAUGCUUACUGCAGCCUGUUUAACAGGUUGGGGCUGCGAUUCAUCAAGGCUCAGGCAGAUGUGGGCAGUAUCGGGGGCACCAUGUCUCACGAGUUCCAGCUGCCAGUGGAUAUUGGAGAGGAUCAGCUUGUCAUCUGUCCCAGCUGCAGUUUCUCAGCCAACAAGGAGACUCUAGACUCAUUACAAACAAACUGCCCUGCCUGCCAGGGCCCUCUGACCGAAACCAAGGGCAUCGAGGUGGGGCACACCUUCUACCUGGGUACCAAGUACUCUUCCAUUUUCAGUGCCCAGUUUGCCAAUGCCCAUGGUGAACUGUCCCUGGCUGAAAUGGGGUGCUAUGGCCUGGGUGUGACACGGAUCUUGGCUGCUGCCCUUGAAGUUUUGUCCACAGAAGACUGCAUCCGCUGGCCCAGCCUACUUGCCCCUUACCAAGUCUGCCUCAUCCCUCCUAAGAAGGGCAGCAAGGAGGCAGCGGCCACAGAGCUCGUAGAGCAGCUGCACGAUCACAUCAUUGAAAGGGCCCCUCAGCUCCGAGGGGAGGUUGUGCUAGAUGACCGGACCCAUCUGACCAUUGGAAGCAGACUGAAAGACGCCCACAAACUGGGCUACCCCUUUGUGAUCAUUGCUGGCAAGAGGGCCCUGGAGGUCCCUGCACAUUUUGAGGUUUGGUGCCAGAACACCGGUGAAGUAGUCUUCCUCACACAGGAAGGAAUCGCCGAGCUCCUGGCCCAAGUGCAGGUUGUCUGAGUGCCCCGUGCCAUCACCGUGACACUGCACUUCCUACCGCUUCCCUGGGCAUUAGUCCAGAAACAGGGCAGCUUGUGAGGGUUACACCACUGCAGGGAAACCAGUCUUUAUCUACCCAUUUACUCAGAUUAUUUGUACGGAAAGUUGUUAACCCAGUCACUUUCUCUUAAGCUGGCUGUGCACCGUAUGCCAGUCCUUUGGGGAAGCUUCUUGCAGAAGUCUGAGAGGCAAGAAAGGCCAAGUUCUAGUCCUGGCACUUAGGCAAGUCCCUUCCCUUCUCUGCCAAGUUCCUCAUCUAUAGGACAAGAGUGGCUGAAGGGCAGGGUUCCCCUCAUCACACUCCAUCCUGCCAGUCUACCAUGGGUCUCUGGCUGCGCUCGGUCCAGGAGAGCAGGGCUGCCAGGUCUCCCCCACUGUGAAGCUGAGAAUCAGGAGAUCUGCUACCUGCUACUGGCUUAACCUCCCCAUCUGUAACAGGAGACAAUGUAACUAGAUUCAUAAAGUCCUUGCAGCUCCCUGCAAAUGGCCUGUGAAAGGGUUUUGGCCCAGACAGGACACUGUAGCCAGAAAAGCCUCAACCGGAAGCAGGAAGCCCUAGCUUCCUGCCCCUGGAAAUUUACAUAUGGCUCCAAACCUAGGACCAACGGGCUACCUGUGCAUCCCUAAUGCCCUCCUUAGGUUCCACCCCAAAUGGAGGCUAUUUACAUACCCCCACGCCACGUGUCCGCCUGAGAGAUCACCGGCCUGGGGGGUGGAGAUACCAUGCCCCAGGGGGUCGGGGUGUCUCUCCCCACAUUCCCAGAAUAAAGGUUAUUUAUAUUUCA